Molecule: messenger RNA, 1995 nt
Organism: Monosiga brevicollis MX1
Lineage: Eukaryota; Choanoflagellata; Craspedida; Salpingoecidae
Exons: 1
Coding region: 1-1995 (664 amino acids)
Source: RefSeq, a predicted model, not a curated record
AUGGCGCUGGCGGGGGAGGUGGGGCGGUUUUUGCGGGAGGAGGCACCGGUGCUGGGACCGAUGGUGAUUCGAGAUUUGACUCAGUAUCGCGAUGGGGCGCAGUUGACAGCACUGGAGCAGCGGCAUGUGCCGGUGUUUGCGUUCAACGUGCAAAGGCACGCGUGUCACAUCAUGGCACGCGUCUACGAGCGGCCGUACAACCCUGCGGCCGCCCAGGCUUGGACGCUGCGGUGCAGCGUGGCCGUGGUCCUGACGCGGCAGGUGCCAUCACAAGUGUUUACCGACUUUGCCACCAGCACCGGUCAAACUACGCUGGCACCAUACUACGCCAGCUUGCCUCUUGUGUGGCUGGCGCGCGUGCAGAAGCGCCUGCUGGCGCUGCACAAGCUACCCCCAGGUACGGCACCCGCCUUUGACUUUUGGGCUGAGGUGAGCCACACCAGUGCAUUGCGGGUCAAGCCAGCCCAGGCUACCCUUUUUGUGUCCAGUGGGAAAUUUUUUGUUCCCGCUCGUCUCCCGCCGGACAUGCUCUUUCACAAACUCAAGCAAGGCCUGCAGCGAGGCCAAGCCAAGCGUCGCGCACCAGCGGCAUCGGCCACCCAACGCCUCGAGACGACCACAAAGGACAAGCCGUCCAAACCAAACGCGUCUCAGACCGCAACAUCUACUACUGCUGCUCCCAGAACAGGAAAGGCAGGCUUGCGGAGGACGCCCGGAGACUCUGGCGCAUCCCCGGCCCCGACACGACAGAGUAGCGGGGCCCCUUGCAAAGUGCUAUCGGCGCGGCUGCCACUACAUUGGACGCUGGAACCCGUCCGGCUGCUGCAACACGUAUCACCGACACGCCGUGCGCGUAUUGUUGCUGAAUGGUGUGCCUGCCGGCCGGACGCUGCACCCACACUUCAGCGAGCCGCUUCGGCGGGAUGUACGUUUAUGGGAGAUGACGGUGGGGCGGCCCAGGGCAGUUGCUGGCUAUGCGAGCAUCGAGCACCCACGGGAAAUGAGCUUCAACAGCAUAUAUCAUGCGCGCGGCAUGCAGCGACUUGUUGGAUGACCACGCCCUAUGAGGGGGCGGUUGCGGCGUUGCAGGGGGUGCGGCAGUUGGCCGGGUCAUCACGGUCCGCCCGCUGGCAGCGCGCGGCUCAGCCCAUGCUGGAGGUGCUCAGGGAGCUGGCUGCGGCGCGAUGUGCCGCGGUAGGGCAUGCCCCUGCGGUGGCAGCGCUCACGGCGUUGCUGGACGACACGGUGGGGUGGUGUCGGCAACACGAGUGGUGGACGGGGCUGCAUGCCACGAGUCAAGCUCUGGAAGCAUCCUUGGCUGUGGCCGCUGAUGACCUUCGUGUGCAGGCUGCUCACGCGGCCAAAGGCCGGGAUGGCGACCCGAAUGGUGGUCUAGUAGCAACCUGGGUACCAACGUCCCUCGGUGGUGCUGCGGACGCCGCCGCCGUCACCACCACAACAAUGACGACAGGGACGGCAACACCAGAGAGCAUGGUGGGCCCUGCGCUCAGCGAAGUGAGUCGAGUGGUCACGGCAAGCUGUUACGCAGACCCAAGCCUGUUGGAUACGCUGAACGACGUACUGGGCGUGCAUGUGAGCCAGCCGGACCGGGACGCUACGAGCGUCACCGGAUCGGAGCUGGCAGCGUGGAUGGCUCAUCGUGUAGAUGUGGCCAAGCGACGGGCGCAAUUAUUGGCUUCGUUACGACCAGCAGGAACGCUGACGACACGGGUUGUGGAGGACGUGUUGGCUCCGUUGAUGCGGAGCAUCUACGCUACGCUGCAAGUGUACGUACACCUGCCGGCUUUGGAUCCGCAAGAUUCAGAGUGGACGCAGGCAAAUGCUUUGGUGGAGUUGCAGUUGGCGACGUUUGAGAGCAUGUUGUCGCAUUUGAAUGUAUACGAUGCUUGGACGCGCUGUGAUGCACGAGCUCUGGAUGUGCCCCAUCUCCGGGCGCUUCGCCGGCAACGACAGCGCCCAAGUGAAUCGGGCUGA